CAGGUCGGCCGGCCUGACCGCCGACCACCCGGACGACGCCCCGGCUCUUCUCGGUCCUGGGCUGGGGCUGGCCUGUAGCCCCGAGCCCUCGCCUGUCCCUCCACUUCCCACUCCCGGCUGCAGUCUUCUGCCGCUUCCAACUCCCCACCCUUAACUGCCUGCCCCGGUAUCUGCCCCCCCCCCCCAGCAGCCCUCCGCCCUGCUCUGCCCCUCCAAGGGCCGUGUCUCUGAGCUCCGACCCCAUGGCGCUUCAGGCGCUGCAGAGCUCGGGGGUGGCCUUCCGCAAGAUCCUGUCUCACUUCCCCGAGGAGCUGAGCCUGGCUUUCGCCUACGGCUCCGGGGUGUACCGCCAGGUGGGGCCCAGUUCAGACCAGAAGGUGAGCCUGGCCCCGGGGCAGGCCCCACGUCGGGAAUCGGCCUCAUCUCACGAGAAUGCCAUGCUGGACUUUGUUUUCACAGUAGAUGACCCUGUUGCAUGGCAUUCAAAGAACCUGAAAAAAAAUUGGAAUCAUUACUCUUUCCUAAAAGUUUUGGGGCCCAAGAUUAUCACCACUGUACAGAAUAACUAUGGCGCUGGAGUCUACUAUAAUCCAUUGAUCAUGUGUGAUGGUAGGCUUAUCAAAUAUGGGGUCAUUAGCACUAGUAUUUUGAUUGAAGAUCUCCUCAACUGGAAUAAUUUAUACAUUGCUGGACGACUCCAGAAACCGGUGAAAAUCAUAGCAAUGAAUGAGAAUGUUGCUCUUAGGUCAGCCCUUGAUAAAAAUCUGAAGAGUGCUGUGACCACGGCUUUCCUCAUGCUACCCGAAAGCUUUUCUGAAGAGGACCUCUUUAUAGAGAUUGCUGGACUGUCUUAUUCAGGCGACUUUCGGAUGGUGGUUGGAGAGGAUAAGACAAAAGUGUUGAAUAUUGUGAAGCCCAACAUAGCCCACUUUCGUGAGCUCUAUGGCAGCAUACUGCAGGAGAAUCCCCAAGUGGUGUAUAAAAUCCAGCAAGGCAGACUGGAGAUAGAUAAAAGCCCAGAAGGACAAUUCACUCAGCUAAUGACAUUGCCCAAAACCUUACAGCAACAAAUAAAUCAUGUUAUGGACCCUCCUGGAAAAAACAGAGAUGUGGAAGAAACUUUAUUACAAGUUGCUCAUGAUCCAGACUGUGGAGAGGUGGUGCGACAAGGGCUUUCAGCAAUUGUGAGACCUUCUAGUAUGAAACAGAGCACCAAAGGCAUUUUCACUGCCGAAGUCCUUUUGUUGUGGUCAUGGCUGUUGUUCUGCUUGCUGCACUAAGACAAAAUCCACCAAGUCCUACCUGUGUUCAGUUUUUCAACUAGCUGGUGCAUCAUGUGCAGGUGAGAAUCCCAGUGUAUUUGAUGGAGUUUGUAUUCGUUAUUAGCCAUUCUCAUGCCUCCCUUCGUAGCCUCCCACUGGGGGGAGGGGUGAAAAGGAAGGUUCAGACUUCCCCCUUAGCUAAUGAAUACCUUUUAUAUUGAAAUAUGCUUAGCUUCAGAGGUACAUAGCUAACCAAGGAGCUAAGCUUCGGGUCAGAAGACCUGGACUUGUGUUGCAGUUAUUCAUUUGUUGCCUCUGUAACCUUGGUAUGUUAAUUAGCCCUUCUUCCUUGAAAUGGAGGGGUUACUAUACCCAGCUCAGUACAUGUUCUGAGAGGGUCCAGUAUGUACCUAGUAGGUGCUUUAUAAACUUGGGUGAGUCUAGAUCUAAAUUUCACUCUAUUCCUAGGAAAGAUAGAGGCCAGGCAUCUAUAACCAGCCCAAAGGAUUGCCUUUUCUAACAAACUGUUUGAUAGCACGAUUGCCUGUUCUCAUGUGGUCUUACUACCUCCAAAGCCAAACACUGUUUUCCCCUUUUAGACUAACUCACCAGCAGCUCAGGAGAAGUGAAAGGCCAUUUAGUCUCCUGAUACUGGCCUGCUCCUCUUUUCAUGGUGGCAGCAGA
This is a messenger RNA of Lynx canadensis (Canada lynx), 1946 nucleotides long. It is a transcript of the gene TAMM41, whose product is annotated as TAM41 mitochondrial translocator assembly and maintenance homolog. Gene Ontology annotation, cellular component: mitochondrion. The transcript has 8 exons. Gene Ontology annotation, biological process: cardiolipin biosynthetic process; CDP-diacylglycerol biosynthetic process. Gene Ontology annotation, molecular function: phosphatidate cytidylyltransferase activity. NCBI's taxonomy places the organism in Eukaryota, Metazoa, Chordata, Mammalia, Carnivora, Felidae. The record is from RefSeq and is a predicted model, not a curated record. Bases 243 to 1280 code for a protein of 345 amino acids.